AAGGGAACGUCCGAAAGCGGCUGCUUUUGCUCGUAAUUCGACGUACGAUCGCAUGUGCCUUUGGAGUUUAGAUAACGCACUAGAUUUACGGUAGUUGAAUUAAAUUUUUUCGAUGGAGAAAAUGUCGAGGAAUUCCUGCACGCUGGCCGUGCUGCUGAUGAUAAUCGGGGCCCGAUGCGGCGAAAUCGAUUGGGAUUUGGCGAUAGCGGUGGAAAACGAAAUAAAAUUGUUGGAUUCCAACGGAUCGGAAAUCAAUUCGCAAUCCCAGCCGUUUUCGUCGCUGAAGGCUUUAGUUUACGACGGUAUCAGAGACCAAUUCAUCGUGAGCGAUACCGAUGGAAAUUUGAAAUACGAUACCAUAUUCACCGUUCGUUUCAACAAAGAGACUGACACCACUGUACCGAUCAUCCGAGAUCUUCCAGGCGAUAUACAGGGUAUGAGCGUCGAUCCAUUAGAAGACGUAUUGUAUUGGACGGACUUGGCUAAUCGAACAAUCAAUUACGUUAAUUUAAAUGGGAAUAAUUACGAAUCUAAUGAAUAUUUAAGGUUCAAUGACAAAUUUCCGCACGCCAUUACGGUCGAUGUUUGUAACCGUUAUAUUUACUACACGAAUCCAUCGGCUGAGAGACCUACAAUCGAACGAAUGAAACUAGACAAAACAGGCCACGAAGUUCUAGUCUCAGAUACCAUCAUGUCGCCCGUAGGUCUUACAGUAUCCCACAAAGACCAACGUCUCUAUUGGGCUGACAGUCGAAUAGGAGCAGAAGCCGGUCGGAUAGAAAGCAUCGCUUUAGACGGCAGCGACAGGAAAUUGGUAGUAGAACGAACCGCCAUGGUACCCUUCGGUCUAGCGGUCGACGACGAGGCCAUUUACUGGACAGACACCGUCAACAAAGCGCUGUACAAAUUCCCCAAAUCCACCAACAAUCCUUACGCAGAACCCCAGAAAAUCGCCGCCUUCUCCGGCAUCCCCAUGGGCUUGGCCUCGAAGCAUUACAUGUACCACGACGAUUGCAGGAAUCUCACGGCCAUCAUCAAGGAGUACCAAGAGAAUCAAAUCGCCAAAAACGAUGGGAAUCGCCGUGGGGAUUCUAAUUGCUUGAACGGUUUCAUCGUCAACGGAACGUUCUGUCAAUGUCAGCGCGGUUUCGUCGGGAAACGAUGCGAAAUGUCGCUCUGCGAUUUCGAUUAUUGCUUGAACGGACAUUGCUACUUCAGCACAGCAGGAAAGCCGGUGUGCAAUUGCAGGAGCGGAUUUUUCGGUGCUCGAUGCGAGAAGAGCAUUUGCGACCGGUACUGCUUGAACGAGGGCAAGUGCGAGACGCCGCCUGGCGGCGACGGGCCGAAAUGUAGUUGCAUCGAAGGGUUCUUCGGUGAUCGGUGCGAACACGACGAGCGAAUUUGCGACGAUUAUUGCGAUUCGAAAUCGAAGGGAGGUUAUUCGGAUAAGCUGGAAGGUUUGUGCAGGUGCAACGCGAUUUCGGCGGGCAACAACAGCAUGGCGUUGAAAUCGGUUUCGCAAGAAAAAAAGGACUUUCUAUCGAAGCUCGACGAUCCGGUGGUGUAUUUGUCGUUCGGGCUCAUACUAAGCCUAAUAAUUAUAAUAGCCCUGUCGAUUUACAUUCGACACGUGAAGAAAAUUCGGCCUAGAAUAAAGAAGCGCAUCAUAGUGAACAAAAACGUCACUCCGUUGACUUAUAGACCUCAAGCGAACACGGAACAAUGCGAAAUAACCAUCGAGAAUUGCUGUAACAUGAACGUAUGCGAAACGCCGUGUUUCGAGCCCAGAGAGGACAAGAAGACCCUACUGAAGAACAUGGAAGGCGACGACUUGUACUAGAACAAAUCGAUGGAACAUCGGCUGUGACUGUAAAAAAAAAGUAUUAGCGAAUCGUUGUUAAGUUUGAAUAUUUAUAUUUGUUGCAAUCGUACGAUUACGACUGAUCGGGUCGUCAUUCCCAUUGUAAAAAAAGAAUCUUCGUUUUUAUCUAAUUAGACUCGGAUAUUUCUUAUUCGAUUACCACGAAAUUUGCUACUUAUUAAAGAAAUAUUCCGGCCUAAUUGGAGCUUUCGAUGAUUUCAUGAGAUGCCUUUCGGUGUAGCGAAUCAAAUAGUACUUAAAUUUAAUGAAUGGGGGCGCAUUUGAUCGUUUUUUUAAAUCGAAACCAAAGCUUUUUUAAUACAAUGUACAACCAGCAAGACUUCCGAAAUAAUUCGAGUAAUUGUUUGUGCAACAUCAUGCAUUUGUGCUCGUUUCACUGCCUUUUAUAAAUGACACUACUGUACGUAUAUGGUCUGAUAAUUCUUGUCAUUUUGUUUUUAUUGAAUGCGUUAGAUUAAUGGGAUUUAUAAAGGAAGUUUUGGUUGCGUUAUCGCCUCGUUUGUAAUAAAUUAGAGCCUCUGCGAGUAAUUCUGUUAUAAGAAAUUUCUUUCGUUUGCAGACAGCUCUAGUUUAGCUCUUAAUUUUUGAGUAUAACAAUAUUUUAAUUGUUGAUGUUUUUGAUUUUAAAAGGUAUUGAGGAGAAACGGAUAUAGGUAAUUUCGAACCAAAUUGUAGCUCAUCUUUGGUUGUAACAGAUAGAUGAUUUUUUUUUUGAUUUAAUAGCAUAGAGUUUAUUUGUUUUUUAGUUACAAAGGGUUGUGAGAAAUGUAGUUAAAUGAAUUCGUAUCCCGACGUUCCUUCACAAGGCUAUUCAUCACACUUACUUUAAAAAACAUUUGUAAAAUACAGGGUGUUUCUGAAAUAAGUGGUCAAACUUUGGUAGCAAGUAGAUUAGAGAAUGUAGAAUGCUCCAGAAUCAUUUAGAACUACCUAGAACCAUUAAGAACGCCCCAGAAACAUUAGAACUGUCUAGAAUCAUUUA
Messenger RNA from Phyllotreta striolata, 2864 nucleotides. Lineage: Eukaryota; Metazoa; Arthropoda; Insecta; Coleoptera; Chrysomelidae. The record is from the annotation of a GenBank genome assembly.